AGCCAUCCGAUGGAGGAGGAGGUGGCCAUGUUGUAGCGGGGUACAGCGAACCCUAGGAGGAACACUACCUGAGACGUUUGGCAUUUAACCGGUACUGAUAACCACACGGUUCGGAGGGACCGCCCGUUCUCUUCCCUGUCAGAAGUGCCGAGCUGUAGAAGACACCAUGAGCGGCGGGACGCCCUACCUCGGCAGCAAAAUCAGCCUCAUUUCGAAGGCCGAGAUCCGCUACGAAGGGAUCCUGUACACCAUCGACACCGAGAACUCCACCGUCGCAUUGGCUAAAGUUCGUUCCUUUGGAACAGAGGACCGCCCCACCGACAGACCCAUCCCUCCUCGAGAUGACACCUUUGAGUACAUCAUCUUCAGAGGCAGCGACAUCAAGGACCUGACUGUGUGCGAGCCGCCCAAACCGACAUGCUCUCUUCCUCAGGACCCUGCAAUCGUCCAGUCGUCCAUGGGCUCCAGCUCCUCGUCCUCCGCUGCCGCUGCCCCCACCCCCUUCCAGUCUGCCGGUUCCUAUGGACUCUUCAACCGGGCCCCAGUUCCUGCCUACAACCAGUUCAGCACCAGCCCCCUGGUUUCUCCUCAGUUUGGACCCGUCGGUGUCGGCCGCAGCAGCCCCAGCCUGGACCCUCUGAGGAAGAGCCCCACCCUGGACCAGGUGAUCCAGACGGCUCCUUCGGCCCCGACCGCCGCCACCACGGCUCCGGCCCCCGGCCUGGGACGCAGGAGCCCCACCCACGGUCGCACGGCCCCCCCCACCGCCGGGCAGAGCAGCCAGAAGCUCCAGCACCAGGAUGGCGUGGAUGCAAGGAGGGGUGAGACUGUGAGGGGAGGCCGCAGCAGCCAGGGCUGGUCUGCACCCCGAACCAUCUCCGCCUCUCACAUCACCGCUGUAGAUAGGGCUCCCACCGCAGGGCUUCCCCACUCUAUCUUUAGCCACUCAGCUGCCGGAGCGCCGGUGAAUCGUCGUGGGCGAGGGGGCGGGCACCGCGGCAGAGGGCGCUUCAACGUCCGCAGAGACGGACCCAUGAAGUUUGAGAAGGACUUUGACUUCGAGAGCGCCAACGCCCAGUUCAACAAGGAGGAGAUCGACAGAGAGUUCCAGAGCAAGCUGAAGCUGAAAGACGAGAAGACUGAGAAGACGGAGAAGACGGUGAACGGCGAGGAUAAAGGCGACUCCGGCGUGGAAACUCAGAACAGCGAGGGAAACGCCGACGAGGAGUGUGACCCGCUCGGCCCCAACUGCUACUACGACAAGUCCAAGUCCUUCUUCGACAACAUCUCCUGCGACGACACCAGGAAAGCUAAUGAGAAGUCUGGAGGCUUGGGUUUCCCACGGGAGCGCAGGCAGACCUGGGCGGAGGAGAGGAGGAUGAACGCGGAAACAUUCGGUAUCCCUCUGCGUCAGAGCCGAGGUCGCGGUGGUUACCGUGGACGUGGCGGGAUGGGUUUCCGCGGAGGUCGGGGGCGUCCGGCUAGCCGAGGGUCCUUCGGACCACCGCAGGGGGGCGGCGGCUUCAGGGGCGGAUACAGAGGAAACCAGGCCGGCCGGGAGUUCGCCGACUUAUCAGCAUACAGGAAGGACAACAAAGUGGCUGCGUAGUCCCGACGGGAGGAAGAUUCUGCACAAAGGUGGAACUUCUUCACACACAAAAGGAAAACAGAUAGUUUGUCAACUAAAAUAAUGAAGAUUGUCCAAUUGUUGUAUAUUUGUCACCAGCACUGGGGUAGACUGCUUGAAUGCAACUUAACUUUCCAUAUCUUUCAACGGUGGAAACGACAACAACAACAACAACAACAAAGCAGUUUAUCACAGAAACCGUAAAAAAAACAAAAACAAAUUCCAGAUCUCUACAAAGUAAUUUCCAGGUGGCUGAAGUAAUUCUGUGUAAAUGUCAUAUUUCAGAGGGAUGCUUUUUGUUUCGCCCUUUUCCUAAACCUGUAUUUGAUAACAUUUUGUUUAGCUGUGGAGGGUCGUCCACGCCACUUCCUGUCACUGACGUAGCUUUAUUUGGGGAGGUGGGGACAGUUUCUCCUGUAACUCUGCAACUUCAGCACCAAAAUAGGCCACAGGGUCAGUCACACCUUUCUAACAUGUAUUUUUCUACUAUGACAUAGACGUUCAUCCGUUAUCUCGUCAGCCCGCUCACCGUCACCCCUCCCCCCUCCCCGCCGCCCGUCUCCAGUCGCAGUGCUCGUGCGUUUCGCUUCUCACCUGAAACCUCUCCGCGUUUCACCUGCAGCUUGGUUUUUCUCCUCCAGCUGAUCCUGAAGUGUUUCCUCGUGUAGGUUUGAAGGCGUUUCCUCUCGAGCUGAAAGACGAUUAAUCUGCAGCUGUUUUCACACAAUCCAUCGAUCGUUGAGUCGUUUUUAACAGUAAAGAUAGAAAGAUCUGUUGUUACAGAACAUUUCAAUAAAAACACUUCAGUUUCACAGACCAAACGAUUAAUCGAUUUAUUGAUGAGGAAAAUAGUCGUUAGCUGCAGCUCUACUUUCCUCACUCUGCUCUAACAUUAGUGUAGGAAGCUGGUGCUGCUCUACUGGUUUCAGUGGUAGUUUAUGCUCCCAGUCCACAAGCUGACUCAGACGGGUCAUAGGUCAAACUACUUUUUCCACUCGUUUGUCUGGUUCUUCAUCACGAGCCGCCGGAGCUCCGAGCUCACAGUUCGUUAGUUUAAUGAGUUUAAUCUGCGGACGAGGGCUGAGAUCUGUUCACUGGGUUUUAUCUGACAGCAGAGAGGAAGAUUUAACAUGUCCACACUGAAACACUUCGCUUCAAGUCGUAGAGCUGAAACAAUUAGUCAAUCCAUCAACAGACAAAUAAUUGGCAGCAACUGAUGAGACCAUUUCCUGUUUCUCUUUGUCUCGUCACUAAACGAGUUCAGCUCUGAGGAGCUGUGAGGGACAUUUUUCUUUUGGACAGUUUUGACUUUUCAUGGACUAAAUAUAUAAUCAAUUUAUUGAAAAAACAAUUAGCACAUUAAUCGAAAGUAAUUAAUUAAUGCAGCUGCAGCUGUACCUGGCUGGAGGCUGCACUGUUGUAUGUAUUUCCUUUUUUAUGUCUGCAUUUAAUGUGUCAUAACCCAAUGAAAACAUGUUAAACAGACGUUUAUUUAUCUUUUUUUGUCUCUAAAAACUAAAUGAGUCGUUUCAUUUUGACAUAAAAAUCACUUUACAGUUUACAGUCCAGUGGUGUCCAGCAGGGGGCAGCACCUACAGACACUCAACACAGUCCUGUCAUUAGUGUCCAUGAGCAGGUGAGAGGUGGAGCAGCUGAGUAGCCCCGCCCACACAGGAGUCUUUAAGCUGUAAUGUUGAAAUGAAUAAAGAGAAGAGGUGAACUGCACUUCAGUGUCAGCAGCAGUCAUUUAUUUCCUGUGGUGUCAUUUGAUUUUUUCUUAUUAAAGAUGAAAAACAUGAAAUGCAGACAUGAAGAGGAAAUACAUGAUGUGUAUUUCACUUUAUUUCUUUAACCGAUUUGUUUCCGUUUAGACAUUUUAAAUCUUCCGGUGCCACGUUACAACCAGACUCCCCUUAUACAGCUUCAUCAACGGGUUAUAACUAGUUCAUUAAUCAGCUUGUUCACACUUUAUCAAUCAUUUAUAAGCUGUUAUAACACGUCAGAUAAAAAGGCCAACAGUGAGCUGUUUCCUGCCAAAAAGUGAGCCCUCAUGUCUCUUUCUCCAUCAUCAUUAGCUGCUGUUUCAUCACAUUUGUUCACUUACUAAUUAAUUCAUUAUUAAUUAACCUUUUCACAUCUCUGGCCUGUCGUUCACUGAGCUGAUUCUCCCUCCACCUUCAUGUUUCUUUGCUUCUCAUUUUUACCACCGUUUAUUAAUGAGUUACUGUUGCUCCUGUUAAAAGGAGUGAAACAUCAUUUAUUAAUGUGUUACUAACAGGCUCCAGUUACCAGUUUAUAUGUUAGUAACUCACUCUAAACAUUAAUGAGUAGGAAGUGUCAACUUGAUCUUGCCAAAUAGUGAGCCUGCGUCAAUGUAAGAAAACUGUUAUAACCUGUUUAUAACUGUUUAUCAUUAUAAAGUGUAAACUGAAUUAAUAACCUGAUUAUAAACCGUUAAUAAAUCCUUUAUAAGGGGAGUCUGAUUGUAAAGCACCAAAUCUUCCAUAGAAGAAGUCAAAGCACUUUCUAAGAUGUAAUAACUCAUACAGUUUAUACAUGUAGUCGUUUGUCGGGCCGCUUCAUCAAACACACUAAUUUAAAUAAACAAAAAACACGUCUCA
Seriola dumerili (greater amberjack) is the source of this 4248-nucleotide messenger RNA. RefSeq names its product protein LSM14 homolog A-like (gene lsm14aa). The transcript is spliced from 9 exons. Gene Ontology annotation, biological process: cytoplasmic stress granule assembly; P-body assembly. The record is from RefSeq and is a predicted model, not a curated record. NCBI's taxonomy places the organism in Eukaryota, Metazoa, Chordata, Actinopteri, Carangiformes, Carangidae. Gene Ontology annotation, molecular function: mRNA binding. Gene Ontology annotation, cellular component: P-body. The coding region runs from base 167 to 1609 and encodes 480 amino acids.